AUGAAUAGACUCUCUUUCAGGCCUCGCCCUCUUGAUAUUCAUAAGAGACUCCCAAUUGUUAAAUCUAUCAAAGAGUUUGAAGAUGAUGAUGCACCAACAACAACCUCAACCCGCAGCUCACAGCUGCAGAGAAUUGCUGCUGAGACCAGCAAUGAGGUGAGAUUUUGUAGUUCUGACAUUCUAAGUCCUUUCCAGGCUCUUAUGUAUAUGUCUGCCCCACUCUUUGUUUGUACGUGAACUUGCUGUUGUCCCUACUGUGCUGCAUUGAUAGACAAAGGAUUACCUCAAAUGAUGCAAUCUGAAGGUUGAAAGCAUUCUAUGGAAAUGAUCUUUUGUCAUGUAGGUUCAGGGGACGACUUCUAGUAAGAAAGCUGCUUCUGAGAUACCUAUUCCUGAGUAUGUUAUUGUGGACACCUACGAAAGGGAUUAUACAUGCACCUUCAGGCAACCUACGUCCUAUAUACGGGCAAGAGGAGGUCUGUUAGGAAGAACGCCUUUCUUUUGAUUUAAUAUGGGUCUAAUUAUACUUCAUAAGUCAGUGCAUUAAUCCUUACCAUUCUGACUACAGCCAGGGCUGAGAUUGGCGAAUUCACUGAGUACGACCUGGAUGACGAGGAUGAAGAUUGGCUUGAAGAGUUUAAUAAUGAAAGAAAUAUUCUUUCAGCCGAAAAGUAAAGUUCAGAUUUCAUUUAAUAUUCACCAACAUGAAUGUUUUUCUCUUGGUAGGGAUUCGAAAUGUUAUUCUUUCUAGGUCAUCUCUAUCCUUUAAUAACUCUUGUGAUCUUACAUUGCCCUAUUCGUUGUUUGCUUUCAAUAUGUUUAUUCUGCUUUUUAGAGUUCAGAAAGUGCACGUACUUAUUUUCUUUGUGAAAUAUUUUUUUUCUGUUGUUACUUACCGAAACGUCAAUCCUUAAGUAUUGGCGUACAUUCAUGGUGAUCUUAAGUAGGCGGCAUACAUUAGUUUAGGUUUUUUUGAAACAUCUUGUCUUCAUGACCUUUUGGAACCGAAGAGCCAUUAUUGUUAGAUUACGUAAUUAAAUUGAAGAAAAUUCACGAGAGGAAUGUUAAGGAGGAAGGCUAAGAAAAAAUGAAAGAAAGAUCAGUCUAGAGUUGGGCUGUGGGUUCUCUUUUUCUGUUGUCUUUCUGCGUAUGAGCAUGAGUAGUCAAAAAGUUGUUCUGCAUCCAUUUUUUGUACGUCACUGUGCAGAAACUUUUCCUGUCACUCGAGUCUUGGAUUGAUUGCAUAUUUACUACCACCUAUUUUACCAUUCAGGCAUGGAUCUUUUUUCCAUCUUAACGAUGCAAAUACCAUGAAUAUUUAGGUACAAGUUAGAAUCCUCUCUUGCGAUAUCAGAUUUAAACGCCAUGUUUUCUUUUCUUAUUUUUCUUUCGUUAUGGCUCCUAGGGCUUUUUAUCUUGUCUUGAUAGGUGAGAUCUGUCCAUCAUUAGAACAGGGAGCAAGAGGAGACCACUACAGACAAAAGAGCAAGUUCCAAUUAUGAAUACUGCACUACAUUUAUCUGGGGUUUGAACUUGCAAAAAUAACCACUCUAUUCAUACAAACUGACAGAUCCAUGUACGAGCAUGUCAUAACCGUCAGAAAUUUGGCUGAGAUCUCUAGAACCAGUUGAUUUUGAGUGCGUUUGACGCAUGAAAUGAUCAAUCCAUUGGGAAUUUUUUGAUGAUUACAUGAAUGGUAUAAAGAUAGAUCUUGCUACGCCGGACGAAAAUGAAUUUUAGGCUUUCUAGACAGUUAAUGAGAAUUUUUAGGAUGCUUUACAAAAUAUUUUCUUUCCUUCAGGUGCUUACUCUUGGCCUCUCUUCCUUACAAGAUCUUGUCAGUAAGGAGUCACGCACUAAUAAGCAAAUCAUUUAAGAUCUGAUUUGUGGAUAGAAACGUUCAACUUUAUAUUGCUUCAAUUCAUCUUCUGUUAAUGCUUUCAAUUCUGAUUAUAUGUCACGAUUUAUAUUUUACCUUAUAGUGCAAACUGAGUGGCAUCUUAGAUCUUGGAUUCUGCAAAUGUUUGAGGAUAGUUUGAUUAUUUUUCCAUCUUAAAUCGUACAGGAAAGAGAGUCUUGCGGACUCUCUUUCUUCUCACCUUUCAUUUGUUGGUGAUUCGAACUUCUUGGGAGCUCAACUUGAAAGUUAAGCUGUUUAAAAGAGUGCCUUAUCUGCGCGUAUCCUUGACCAAACCAACCAACAUAGACUUGUAGAUGGUGCCUAUUAUAGUAUCACCUAUACAGAUCACUGGAUGACCUGGCAGUUCUCCUAAAGUUAUGAGGUUACAAAGGCUGUAUCAUAUUUUGACUCAACUUUCACCAAGUAGCGUUCACCUACCAAAACAGGGUUAUACAUAGUGCCUGCCGUAAUGUCUUUUUGGUUCACCAAAGUAAGAAGGAUUAUCAAUAAUGGACUACAUAAAAUUUUUGGUGCCUUAAUUCAUAUCCUUGUGGUUCUUUGUAGGAUAAGAAGGUUUUUUUACAAUCCUGGAGGGUUAAGAGGAAGAAACAUUUUGCUGUUGGAAGAUGAACAUUUGUAUUAUAUUUAGGGAAGUUGGCUUCAGAUGAAGAAUGGUGUCCGUCAGGUUGAUGAAUUAGUGAAUUGAUAGUAUGUUUGCUUCUACCUCUUGUUUGAUUUACCAAAUCUCUGCUCAUGGGUGUGCUCAGUGUGAUUCCAAUUCUUUAAAUUUUUAUGCCAAUAUACAUUUUCAAAGUACCAGUACUUUUGACAGCAGGGUGAUAUAGGAUAGCCUGUGGCUGCGACAUCUGCCUGAUCCCUAUCUUUUACAACAAUUUAGACAGAUAGAAUGCACGUUCCGAAAUUUUAUUUUCCUCCCUUCACAAUUUAUGUUUUAGAUAUGUUUAACUGGAGGUUGGGGGUUCAAUAGUUGUUUAUAAACGCUGGAAUUCUUUUUUCUUCCAUGUUCAUAUCAGUAAGAGAACCUUUGAAACUCAGGUUUGAAAGUCUUCUGUUCAAGUUGGAAGUGCUGGACCAUAAGACCCGAGAAAGAGCUGGAAUCCUAGCACUGACUUUUGGAUCACCUGCUCCCGUCCUUCUUCCGCUCGACUCUGCUGCCGAGGUAAUCUCCAUAUCCUUAUUUAACUUUGUAAACAACAAUCUUUCGAAAAUAACAACGUUUACAGUAUUGGUCUUAUUCAUCUUAAUUUCUAUAGUUUAUUCAAUUUUCUUCUUUAUCAGUCGAAGAUAAUUUAUAUUUAUCAUAUUUUUAAAAAUAUUCUUGCAGGCUAUUCAGUCCCAAUCCAUAAGAUACACAGUUUUUCAGUCUGUAUAUAACUACUGGAAGAAAAAGGUAUGGGCUUCACUGUGGCUUCUCUCUUAUACCUUAAAGACUUAUUCACGAUUUUUUUUUUCUUUCUUCAGCGUGAGCAAUGGCAAAAACCCAUCUUACGGCGCUUGCAGGUGUGAUGCUUUGUUUUCGUAGAGACAAAAGCUUUAUUAUUUUUGUUCCUUUCAGAUUUCAUUCAAAAUGUGAACGAGAUUCAUUGGAUAAUUGUUUCAGCCGCUUGUUCAGAAAAUUCAUGCUUUUCAGUCAAACCUUCUGUCCAUAACUUCUCUGUGCCAAGAAAACCUCAUCUGCAAUGAAUAGGAUCAAUAGUUAACUCAUAUCUAAGUGUAUUUACGACACACUGUAAAACGUUAGCUUAUCCGUUUACUAAUUAAAACCCGAUUUCGUUUCCUUUGGAAUGUGAGAGCUGCCAGUUUCUCAAUCCAUUUGUCAACUGAGCGGCCUAUGGUGACAAAUGGAUAUAUGAUUUACUGGUCAAACCCAUAAAAGCAGACUCACCUAAAUUAUGAGUGAUUAUGGCAGAUGCUACUCGCACUAAUAUCUGGCUCAGUUCAAGUCCGAUAUAAAUUACACCACUUAUUUUGCAGUUCAUUAGAGACGAGGAAUCUUGUAAACUCAUUAUUCAGCAUUCUGUUCAAAACAAGUUACAUAAGCUUUACAGUGUUAUGGCUCUUGUGAAGAUUGUUCUGUUUGACUCGAUCACGAACAUCCAAAAUUGUAUUAUCCACUAUUGAGAGUGGAAAGCAGAAAACUUUAGAAAACUUCAGAGGUUCCAAUAUUUACCAGAGUACCCAGUCUUAUCAGUUAUCAUGUUGGUGUAUGGCUAUCAUUCAGAACUGUUGUUUUUUCUAUCUAAAAAUCACACUGGAAAGAAGAGGGAUGGAAGUACUUCACAUUUUAUUUUUGGUUAAUUCUCCCGAAAUAACUCGAAAGCCAUGUCUCUUCCGAAAUAUCUAACGUUGUACACUUUUUGGCUGACGAAAUACCUUGGAAAGUCAUGCAUAUUUUGGCUUUCUAACUUCUGUAUGCUCUUCUAUUUUUUUUUUCACCUUAUGAUGGUAGAAUAGAGAUGCAAUUUUGUCGUUUUUCUCCUCCCUUGUAAUUUUUUCUGCCAUUGUUUUGCCUUUCUCACUUUGUUAUCUGUUUGGGCCUUUGUAUUUUAUUUUUUGGGGACAUAAUAAUGGCGUAAAUCACGGUAAAAAACAAAGCUAUUUGUCUUCUUCCUUAUUUUUUUUAGCAGGGAUAAAAAGGAAUGUUUGAGAUGCUUUUGCUUGUAACAACUUAGUAGAGGCUUUCUGGCGUGGCUUAGCUAUUCUCACGCCAGUUCACAAGAAAUGAGUUGUUUUAGAAUGUCUUUCUUAUAUCGAACUUUUGUUUCUUGAUGGCAAGCUUCCACAUGAAUGUGCGAUUCCUAAAAACAAUUUUUGUGGACAUAAUUGGCGUUUUGUUUAUCGCAUCUGGAGGUAAAAGAUCUUGGGUGUUCCACCAUUCUAGUACUUGGCUAUGUAAGAGUGGAAUAUAGUGAUGGCAUUCAUCAAUCGCUCCUAAUUCUUUUUUGACUUGAUUAUGUGGGUAGAAAUUGUUUUCAAGUCGUGAGGUUGUAAUGAGAUGUCUUCUACAUGCUAACUCGCGUAUUUUGAAGAACCAAUGGAAAGUAGGUUUUGCAUUUGGAUGCAGCUCAAUGGAAUACUGGAAAAAUUGAUGCAAUGUAUAACAAACAGAAGUGAUGCACUUGGAUAUCUAUGCAAUUGCUCGUCAAAGUCCAUUGCCUCUAUCAGCAAUUAGUCCAGUGUUAAUUCUGAGGGCAUUCUCUAAAUGAAGUUUUAUUCCAACCAUGCAGAACAUAUAUGUGAGCAUGCCACAUGGGUAGCCUAAAUAAUUCUCCUGACUCUUAGAUUAAACCAGUUUUUUUUUAGAUAAAUGAUCGAUCUAUUUCUCAUUAGCUUGGGGAUUAAUGCCCAGGUGGCACUCCCUAUAUACCCUUAUCUAGUCUGAUAGCAAAAAUUGGAGAAUUAUGCAUAAAGGAAGAUGGAUUCGAAAAGGAGACAGAAGAUGAUAUAAUAAAAUAAAAUUGAAAGAAACAGAUGAAAAGAAAAAUGAAAAAGAACUGCAGAAAAAAACCAAAGAACGAGCCUUAAUAUUUUAGUUAUUAAAAAAUACAUAUCAUGACUUAAAAAAUAGUGGAACAUCAAGCCGAUCUAACCUUGUCAGGGAACUGUUUCCUGGAUUAUCCAAGAGCACAGUUCUGGUAUUUGUUUAGCCUUUGUGUCUGCAUCUUUGACAUUUCUGAAUCUAAAAUCAAAGUUUUCUAUGCUUGUUUAUGAUCGUAACGAUAUCAUUGUGGUGGACUAUUCAUAUUUUGUUUGAUUUUCGUAGAACCUGGUUAGAGGCGGGAAUUCUAUAAAUAACUAUCAUCUCAUUUUCGUCACCUAUUCUUAAAUUUUCUUUGUUGUGUUCGUAGGCGUUGGAUGGUUUUAUCCUACAUGUGUCUGGGUAAAAUCAGGUAGAAUAACUGUUUAUCUUUUUUCAUGCAGCCGCCUCCUCCAGUUAAUGACACAAAUCCAUACAAUGUAUUUAGACCAAGGGAGAAAACUCAUCGGCUUUAUACCAGAAGGGUAGGUGAUUUAUACAUUUCCAAAGUUUUAAGUAAAUUCUAAUAAUAACACACUUCUUUAAGAUCUUUCCUUUCUUCAUUGUGAUUGAGAGAGUUAUUUAUGUUUCAUUGAUAUUUUGCAAUUUUUUUUGUCUCUUAGUUGCAAAGGAGAGAGAACAAUGUGCUUUCCUUUGAGAGGCUUCGUCAGGUAUGGACUGAGAACUUAACUUUGCUCGAUAACAUAUAUGUUUAUAUACAUGUUCUUUUUGUAUAAUGACUUCGAUGAUUCAUAGUUAUGGAUGUUUAAAGUGGGAACCAUGUGAAAAGUUCUCUCAUUCAUUUUUGUUGUUUCACUGAAUUACACUUUUAUUAUCUUGAAUGUGAUCCCUUGUAGUUUAUUGAAGAUUGACCAUCCUGAUCCAUUAAAUGUAAUGGAUCAUCUACCGUCCGACUUGUAUAUCUUCUCAAUAGGAGUUCUUGUUGCUUAAAUGUGAAGCGAACCUUCUCAAUGUUUCUCUUUUAUAUUACAAGAUGAAAGAAAAACUUGAGUAGAGAAAUAAGAUGUUUACAACAUGGGAAGGCUGGCAUUAUUUAUUCAUAUGAAGCAGUGCAUUGUUUUCCUUGGCUCUGACAUUUUCACGAGUCUUCUUCUGCCUCAACCUUCUUGUGUCAUAUGGAUUAAUCACUGUGUUGUACAUUUUUCUAGGACUUGGAUUAAUUAAACCAGGUGACGAUUGAAUCUUGUGAUGCUGUUGCCAGACCAGCUAGCAACUGAUAUCUCCGAUUUUGGUUUUCGUAAUUUGAUUCCGAACCGAAAACGUUCUUAACUUUUCUUAUCAAUUUGUGCAAGGUUUUCUCUGGGCAGAGCUGAGUGCAUGCUCAUUAAGUCUGGCCAGCUGAUUUUUUAUAAAUUUUGAAUCCUGAGAAAAUGCUGUACAAUAGGCUUGGGAUUGGAUUUCUAUGAAGCCUGAGUGUGGUCCAAUCAGUUUGGAGGUUGUUUUGGGGGAUGGGUUUGUGUUUUUUUCCCAAAGGAUUUUGUUUUCAUAGAGUUUGUAUUGCCAAGUGAUUUAGGAUUGUCGCAGGGGUUGGGGAGGAUGGGAUGUGGAAUGGAACGGAGGUUCUUAGGCAGGGGUGGUAGCUUAUGGCCUGGGUACUAUUGAAGCCUGGGCUGUACCCGGUCUACAUUCCGUUCCUGGUGCAAACAUUUUCUGGGCUUGAGUUAGAAGGCCGAGCUCUGAAAAGUCUAGUCUGUCUCAUUGGCAGCCUGUGAUUGCACCGAAAAAACUCCAGAUGCGCGAGCUUUUCUUCAUAAAUAACCAAAAUAAUUAAUUACAUUUAUAAACUGCAAGAGAUUCGCAGGUUCGGCCCAUGGAGAAGGCAGUCAUAUAGCAUGCUAUCUGAUUCUUUACUUCCUUGCCUACGUACAAAAUGGAAUGCAGAGGUCAUCCAAGGGCAAAGUGGUGUGAUCACUGGGACUUGAUAUUUGUAAACUAUAUAAGGUCUACGUAAGACAUCGGAGUAACAUUGUCAUGCCAAAAUUAAAAACAAGUGGACAAUCUGGACAAUUUCCGGCCAACUGACCUUGGGCAACUGAGAACUCAUCAGACCAAACGAUUUGUCACUAGAAAAUUUGCCUAGUAAAGAUUAUAAACUCUGCGAGAAGAAAAUUCCCUCAUAGCCAAGCUGCAUUGUCAUAGAUAUCUUGAAUUUUCAGAAAAUAAAUUCCAUUGAGCUUCUGUUAUGAGAGGAUGGAAUGCCAAAUUAGAGGCUGUCGAACGGUCCUUGCUUGUGUUGAGUGUCGGGAGCAUUUGCCAGGCUAAUUUCAAAAAUCAGAUGUUCCAGUCUGUUUCUGCUUUAAAGUUUUCAACAGUCUGUGCUUCGAAUUGGGAUCAGAACUACCAAUAUUUAUCUAAUCUAGAUGGUCCAUGUAACGACAGCAAAAAUUAAAUGACAAAUACUUUUUUGGCUGUCUUGAAGGGAUUUAGGAGUGGAGAUUCUGAAAGUGUCAGAUUGCAUGAAAUCAAUGUGCUUUAUUGUUCCAUGAUUUUCCUAAAUAAUCCCUGAUUUUCCCUCAUCAGAUUCAUGAGAAAGUUACCUAGGCACAUUUCUCAUUAAAGACUUUGGGUGCCAAAAAUUUUAAGACAUUUUUUGGUGGGUUGAGAGAAUUUCUGCGACUGUUUUGGAUGUUUGAUGACUGUCUGAACUGCCUAAUAUCUGGCAAACUCUGAGACAAUAAUCUCUGAGAGAUGAACAGGAUGAUGAAAAAACUCUUGAGAUAUCUGGCAAACUGACUGGAUGAAGUCUGAAACUUGACAACGAUGAGGUAAUAAAAAUCUGAUACUACUGCAACUAGGGAGUGGGUGUGAGAUGAAAAGUCCUGGACACCUGGUAGGUCCCUUGUAAAUUUGUCCACAAAGAAAUAAGCACAUUUUGAUCUGCAUCAAGUUAAUUGAUUUUACCUAUGAUGGCAUAUAAUCAGCUCGUAACUUUCACAAACCCAUGGUUUGAAAAUUAACUAUGUUAUCUUAGUACUAAUCUAGCAGGUUAGGUGUAUAGUCCGAAUUACACAAGCGAAUGCCCAUGCGAAAAUGCAAUUUUUCAUACAGUCAAUGGUUAGAUUAAGUUCAAGCAUUAGGUUUCAAUUAUAGCAACUGACAGAACGUAUGUCACUCCUAUAUCUGUGACUUGGGUUUCUCUAACCAUUUAUUUCGAAUACUGCGAACUCUGUAGCCAUUAUGGAUACAUGAUAUUCACCCCUGACCAUUUCCGUUUUGGGUUGGUUUGAAUGCAACUGUUGCUUCCGGUGGCAAGUUUUGUGGUUUUCGAGUGAGUUACUAGAUGUAGACUGAUUUGUGUUGCCCUUGUGAGAUGCUAGUGCUCAAUGUUCUGAGGAUAUCUAGUUACUUGGAAUCCACAAGCAAUGAUUUCUGCUCUUCGGUUUUGUAUUUAUUUUUAAAUAUGAUAUCGCCGUGUUUUAAUACAGUGGUAUUUUAAGAAAUUUUCAGUUUUAUGCAACGACCAUCAGACUUGAUGUAUGUUUCCGUCAUUUAACCUUCUGUUGCCAAUUUUCUUCAGGUGAGGGGUAAUUUGGAACGGGCGAAAUCCGUACUCGGUUACCUCAUUAAGGUUCGUUGUUUUCAGAUAACGUUUUUCUGAUACUGUUUGUUUCUUAUUGAUACUAGCACAACUCUUUGUAAUCCAAAACAAUUAUCUGCAGAGGGAGGAGAAGAAGCGAGAAGUUGUGGAAAGUGAGAUCACCCUUCAACGGACUCAGAUGAAAUAUAAGGUAAGCAGUCAAAUAGUUUAUUGCUGGUAAUUUGGUUGCAUUUAAAACAAAUUACCAGCUAUUUGAUUCAUUGUUGGGACCUGGGUGCUUCCGAUUCAAAACUAUUCCUAGGGGCUAUUAUAGCGAAGGCUCUCUACAGAGGCCCGGUGAUUAUUUUUUCGGUUAGUUGUGACUACAAAGUAGCAUACAAUGCUUCCCUUCGUUACGAGCAUGGAAGUAUGAAGUGGACUGACCUGUAAUCAUGCUGCUGUGAUAGCACCUGUUGCAGGCUUCUCUAUGAAGUGAAAUAGAGUUUGUCUUGCCUGAGAACCCAGAAUGGGGAGUGCAGAGCACUAGGUCAAAGCUAAUACUAAAAGGAUGGUUGCCUAAAGAGUAAUAUACUUGUUGGGAGUGUGUACGGGAGGGAGCAUGUAUUAAGAGUUGAGUUGAGGGGCUCUCAAAGUGUGCAUGCUGACAUUUCCUAGUUGGCGGGGUUUGUGACAAUCAUCUGCUGGUAGAAUCACUUGUAAAAAAGAAGAAGCUUUAUUUCAUAUUUUCAGAUCAGAAUUGACUGUAGCUGAUGAGGUUGGAUAAAGAAGAAAGGGACGAGGGAGAAGAGAGAAAAAGAUGAGAAAAAUAUCACAUUGAGUGGCCGCUGCCUUGGUGCUUUUAUCCGUCGUCAUCCUCUUCAUUGUAUUGGACUUUGCCAUUUUGGACAAAGAAACUCUGAUCUAUAUCCUUUUUCUGUGUAUCUUCAUCAAUCUCUUUACUUGAAGCAAUUUACAUCAAGUGGAAAAUUAGUGAUUAAGUAUCUUAAUCAACGACUUUCAGCUUUUAAAACCUCUUUCCUAGAUAAGAUAUGAUUUCUGGACAUUUUGAGCACUAAAGUUCCUUGGGUUGUGACCAAAAUCAAGACAUGGUGCGGUGAGUGUGCACUUUUACCAUCUGACAUUCAUGUUCUUGAGGGUUCAACAUUUGUUGUUCUAGGACAAAUUCCCCAAGUAUUAUAUGUAGAAACUUCUCUCUCCUUGCCCCCGUUGACAUUUUGAGUUCUGAAUAUUUGCUUCUGUUGACUGUUUUGACUUUAGAAUGAAGCGCAGCUUAUGGAAGAACAGCUUCAGGUUGCUGGGCUCCCAUCUCUCUCCUACAAGUAUGGAUCGAACGAAGACUUCAUUGAUUCUCGUGAGGUGACGGUCAGCCGUCCCCGUGGCCGACCUCCAUUAAUGCAGAACCGGUCCUUGCUGGAGUCCAGGAUGGGAAUGGUCCCUCCGGGACGCAUGAAGAGGGAAGUCAAGCAGCGGCUCGUUAGUCAGGGAUGGCUCCAAGAGAGGGUAAACACCUCCUCUCCCCUCCCUCCUCCCUCUUUCCAUUAUCACAUCUCAUGCUCUUCUUAUUCAGUCUUAAGAUCUACAUCCACUUCAUGCAGGGGACACAAGAACCAGUCCUGCUGUUCACGAGACCACUGGAUGCAGAAAAACUGGCGGCCGCUGGCAUCGUGCCGCCACCAGACCCCUCCAUUGAGGAUUGCUUGGUUGCGCCACCAUACCAAUUCCGUGGGCGGGUCGGCCGAGGGGGCCGCAUAAUCUUUGAUCGACAACAGAGAACUUGA
Messenger RNA from Spirodela intermedia, 10775 nucleotides. Lineage: Eukaryota; Viridiplantae; Streptophyta; Magnoliopsida; Alismatales; Araceae. The record is from the annotation of a GenBank genome assembly.